This is a messenger RNA of Glossina fuscipes, 952 nucleotides long. RefSeq names its product suppressor protein SRP40-like. The annotation marks the transcript as partial. The record is from RefSeq and is a predicted model, not a curated record. The transcript is spliced from 3 exons. Lineage: Eukaryota; Metazoa; Arthropoda; Insecta; Diptera; Glossinidae.
AUGGAGGAAUCCGACCAGUGCUUAGAAUCUGCACCGAAGCGUAGCCGUUCAGAGCAGAAUAUCGAAGAACUUAAUAACUGGCCAUCAAAUGUUGAUGGCAGCGGUGAUCCCAGUUCCAAAGAAAACGAACAGAGUUCAUCUAUUAGCUGUAGCAUUAGCAGUGGAGCUGAUUGUAUUGACACUAAGGCCAACAGCGCUAGUGUCAGCAUGAAUAAAAACAGUACUGAUAGUGGUUUGGACAUGAUUUUCGGGUCCGAAAUGCUUGAAAAUUUGCUAAACAAGCUUUUGGCAAAUGAAACCCAAAAAAAUGAACACAUCCAGUCAGAAACUUGUGCUGUGAUGCCUGAAAAUACUUCUGUUCCUGAAAAAAAUCUGAACGGAAAUGCUCUUGAAGUUGAAGAAGGCGAUAAGGCUACAGGUUCAAUGUUUGCGAAGAAGCGUCACCUACGCAAUCGUAAUCGUAAUUAUCGUUGUGCCAAAAAACGUUCGUCUUCUUUAUCAUUAUCAUCGUCGCCAUCGUCAUCUACGUCGUCUGUACUUAAAUUCGAUAUCGGUUGGCUGUUUCGUUCAACUGAAGAACAACCAAAGAAGGAAACUGAAGAAAACUUUAGUGACAUUGACAGCUUGCAAUUAUGUGAUAAUGAAUUGUCACCCUGGGAAACAUCAACUGAUUGUGCUCGUGAGGCGGACGAUUCUAUUAACUUCGGUGGUAGCGUAGAGGAAGACGAGUCGCCCUCUCUAAGUGGUAGCAAUAGUUCCUCCUCUAGCUCGACUGACGACGACUCUGAUAAACUGUUCUCGCUUUCUGCACUGCGGUCUGAUCAAUUUUCAGGAUCAUUGAUUUCGCUUUCGGAUUUACAUUCCGAAAAUAAAAAUGAAAUUAAAUCUUUGCUUACAAAACCGAAACCACCAUACAAUUGGAAUUCCACGUAUGAAUUAAUGCGCCGCGAAA